Molecule: messenger RNA, 1231 nt
Organism: Dermochelys coriacea (leatherback sea turtle)
Lineage: Eukaryota; Metazoa; Chordata; Testudines; Dermochelyidae
Gene: TINF2
Product: TERF1 interacting nuclear factor 2
Exons: 11
Coding region: 129-1226 (365 amino acids)
Biological process (GO): regulation of telomere maintenance via telomere lengthening; telomere capping
Cellular component (GO): shelterin complex
Molecular function (GO): telomeric repeat DNA binding
Source: RefSeq, a predicted model, not a curated record
AGCCACGUAGAUUCGGCCGCCUCCGGCCCCACUCGCGCAGCCCGACCCGGAAGUGACGUGGGAGAGCGGCCUGACGGCGGGCGGCGCGAGCCGGGAAGAGCCGCCAGCGCCGCGGGCCGGGGCCAGCCAUGGCCGGAACUGACGUGGGAAAAAACGCGCGGGUGGCAGGGGGCAGCAUGCCAGCCCCCCCCAGCCAGGACCCCUGCGCCCCCCUGCGGCUGGCCGCAGCAGCUGCCUGGCAGGUGGUGCGGGCGCGGCAGGUGCGCGACUUUCCGCGGGUGCUGGGGCUGCUGGAGGCCGUGGGGCAGGCGGCCCCCGACAUCGUCCGCUUCCGCCACUACGCCCGGCUGCGCCUGGGCCUGCAGGCUGCGGUGAUCAUGGGGAUGCUGCAGGAGGAGCAGCCGGACGGGAAGAUCUACCACGCCGUGGACACCUACUUCCCCGAGGGCGAGCACCAGCGCCACCCGCUGGCCACCGCCCGGGACCUGCGCCUGGUGGGAGAAGCCCAGGAGACCUUCCGGGAGCUGGUGCUGGGGCUGCUGAGCGACCGGCAGCAUCGGGAGACCUACGUGGAGGAACAGCUGGAGGCCGAAUAUGGGGAGCCCUUCCUGGGGGGGCUGGAGGGGCUGCUCUACGAGUAUCUGGUGCGCCUGGAGAGCUCCCUGUCCCCGCCCCAGCUCCAGCAGCUGCAAGAGGCUGCCUGGAGCGAGUGCCCCCUGGCUGGGAACCCCCAGCGCCCCCCAGAGCUCAGCGUCCUGGCCCAGUACCUCACUGACAUGGGCCACCACCAGCACACAGGCUCGGUGACCAGCACACCCUCCCUGCCCCAGCCGGGGGCGGAGCAGCCACUGUCCAGGACGCUGGGGUCCCACCAGAGGCAGAGCCAAGAGGGGGCAGCACCCGUGCAGGAAGAGAUGCCCCCCAACCUUGGCCUGCACUGCCAGCCGCCCGGAGAGCAGGACCUGGACACAAGCAGGGACAUCGUGUGGGAGUCGGAAGAGGAGGAGAGCUGCUGCCCCCGCAGGAAGGCCAGCUACCAGCGCACACGGCACAACACCCUGAUCCCCACCUUCUCCAACCACCUGGACCCCCCGGGCAGGUGCCCUGGCUGCUGCGCUCCCGGGGCCCUGCCCCCUCUAGGGGGGGCAGCUCCCCCACCCCACGGCACAGACGCAUCAGCCUCCGGAGCGUGCCCCACAAAGCCUUUUAUUGGUGACACCAAAUAAACAUG